CGUUCGUAUAGGGGAGAGGAAAUAAGGCGAGACUAGCCUCGUAAGAGAAGGAAGAACAGAAGAAGAACAGCGAAGCAAAAUCGGAGAGAGAGAGAGAGAGAACGCAGCGGCGGCAUCGCGAGGAUUUUGGUCUGAGUGACAAAUGGCUACGCUUCAGACUUCUUGGAGAAAGGCUUAUGGUGCUCUCAAAGAUACCACCAAAGUCGGCCUCGCCAAAGUUAACAGUGAUUUCAAGGACGUGGAUGUUGCGAUCGUGAAAGCCACGAAUCACGUCGAAUGCCCUCCUAAGGAGAGGCAUAUCAGAAAAAUCUUGAAUGCCACUUCAGUGAUUCGGCCCCGAGCGGAUGUUGCUUAUUGUAUACAUGCUCUUUCCAGGCGACUGGCUAAGACGCACAACUGGACGGUGGCAUUAAAAACAUUAAUAGUUAUUCAUAGACUGCUGAGGGAGGGUGACCCUACUUUCCGUGAAGAGCUUCUAAAUUUCUCACAGAGAGGGCGAAUUCUCCAGCUAUCCAAUUUCAAGGAUGAUUCAAGCCCAGUAGCUUGGGACUGCUCUGCAUGGGUUCGUACUUAUGCACUAUUCUUGGAGGAAAGGCUCGAAUGUUUUAGGGUUUUGAAAUAUGAUAUUGAAGCUGAGCGUCUCCCAAGACCUGUCCAAGGGCAGGAUAAGGGCUACAGUAGAACCAGGGAUCUUGACAGUGAAGAACUGUUGGAGCAGUUGCCAGCUUUGCAACAGCUGCUGUACCGUCUUAUUGGAUGCCGGCCAGAAGGAGCUGCUGUUAACAAUUACAUAAUACAGUAUGCACUGGCACUGGUACUCAAAGAGAGUUUUAAAAUGUAUUGUGCUAUUAACGAUGGUAUCAUUAAUCUUAUUGACAAGUUUUUUGAGAUGCCAAGACAUGAAGCCAUGAAAGCCCUGGAAAUCUAUAAACGAGCUGGUCAGCAGGCUGGGGGCCUUUCUGAUUUCUACGAAGUUUGCAGAGGAUUGGAACUUGCUAGAAAUUUCCAGUUUCCUGUUUUGAGAGAGCCUCCACAGUCGUUUGUCGCAACCAUGGAAGAAUACAUAAAAGAAGCACCACGGAUGGUUUCGGUUUCAACGGAGCAAUUGGAAUUUCCGGAGAGACUACUUUUGACUUACAAACCAGAAGAAGCACCUUCUCCUGAUGAUGCAACACCUCCCGUAGAGGAACAAAAGCCACUUCCUUCCGUUGAGGUUGUUGCUGCUCCUCCUGAGGUUACUCCUGAAGUUGCUCCUCCGCCUAACAGCCUUGACACCGGAGAUCUUCUGGGAUUAAAUGUUAUGACUCCUGAUGCAUUUGCAUUAGAGGAAAGAAAUGCACUGGCUCUGGCUAUAGUUCCAUCUAAUGACACCGCAUCAUAUGAUUCUGGUGCCUUUCAAGCAAAAGUUCUGGAUCCGACUGGAUGGGAGCUUGCACUGGUUACUACUCCAAGCAGCAAUUUAUCUACAGUUAAUGAAAGACAAUUGGCUGGUGGAUUGGAUGCGUUAACUCUCAAUAGUUUGUAUGAUGAAGGUGCAUAUAGAGCUGCUCGACAGCCUGUAUAUGGAGUGCCAGCUCCAAACCCUUUUGAAGUGACGGAUCCAUUUGCUUUGUCAAACAGCAUUGCUCCCCCACCAGCGGUUCAAAUGGCAGCAAUGGCUCAGCAGCAAUCGAAUCCCUUUGCGCAAUAUCAGCCCACCUAUCAGCAACAGCAGCAGCAUUUGAUCAUGGGCCCAUCAAAUCCUUUUGGUGAUACAAGCUUCAGGGCCUUUCCUGUGAACCCCGCUCUUCACCCGCAGAAUAAUAAUCCUUUUGGAACCACUGGCCUGUUAUAGUUGUAUUAUGAGGUUUAUACUUUGUAAUCUUACGGCAUUCGUGCAUAGCUUUCUAGUUUUCUGUAUUUAGUCAGUGUCAGUGUGCGGCCUGAGUCAUAUAUUGUUUGAGUCACGGAAGACAGGAAGUCACAUUUGGAAUAGAGGAUGUAAAAGAUUUU
Telopea speciosissima is the source of this 1992-nucleotide messenger RNA. RefSeq names its product putative clathrin assembly protein At2g01600. NCBI's taxonomy places the organism in Eukaryota, Viridiplantae, Streptophyta, Magnoliopsida, Proteales, Proteaceae. Gene Ontology annotation, biological process: clathrin-dependent endocytosis; vesicle budding from membrane; clathrin coat assembly. Bases 143 to 1834 code for a protein of 563 amino acids. The record is from RefSeq and is a predicted model, not a curated record. The transcript is spliced from 15 exons. Gene Ontology annotation, cellular component: clathrin-coated vesicle; clathrin-coated pit. Gene Ontology annotation, molecular function: 1-phosphatidylinositol binding; clathrin heavy chain binding; SNARE binding.